Electrophorus electricus (electric eel) is the source of this 4274-nucleotide messenger RNA. Lineage: Eukaryota; Metazoa; Chordata; Actinopteri; Gymnotiformes; Gymnotidae. The record is from RefSeq and is a predicted model, not a curated record.
CGAUGGUCUGAGAAGAAAAUUCCGAGCAAGUCUAUGUGUUUACAUAUACCCAACUUUCAAGAUCGUACUGGAAUUCAAAAGAGGAAAGUGCUUUUUAUUCUUGUUGGAGAACACAGUCUUUGUAAAUAUCCUAAUUGUCAACAAUACUGGACAGUGUUGCUUGAACUGUAGCGUUACUGCGAUUGCGAUUGCUAACCUAGGUUAACUAGCUUAGCUAGUUAGCUAACGGAUUCUUUCCAAGUUGAGCUCCUGACAAACUGACUUGGUGAUAUAGCACCUAUCCAACACGCUGCUGAAGUGCGCUAGCUAGCCAACUGGCUAUAUUGCUUUUCCAAAUCAGUGAUUGGAUCAAUGAGUCUGAUCAAUGAUGAUUUAUGCGCUAAUAUCGCCGGAGUUACACGAACAACUCCUUGAUCACGAGAACUACCAGAGCCGAACAAAUGGGGUAGAAGAGCUGAAGAACAUUAUUUCAGAGCUGGACUUGAAAACCGUUUCCUCUGACAGUAUUGUGGAAUUCAUCAAUUUUUUACGUAGACUUCUGGAUGAUACAAACUUCAAAGUCUUGUAUGGCACUUUACAGGUUAUCAGCCUCCUGGUUCAAAACCUGGACUACGCCGUGGACAGACAUUAUAAACAGAUUGUAUGUGUGGCCCUCAAAACUUUGGGGGACGCACGGACUGUUCCCCGGAAUGAGUACAUGAAUAUUUUUCGUCACCUCAUGAGGAUUGUAGGUCCACAGAAAGUUUUGGAACUUGUAAUAGGACAGCUAAGGCACAAAAAUUCCAGAGUCAGAGAAGAUGUCAUCAACAUCAUCACAGCUGCUAUGCUCACACACCCCAGAAAAGACUUCAAUAUCCCUAAUCUGUGUUCUGUAGUGGCUCCUUAUCUUGCAGACAAUAAAAAGAGGGUCCGACAUGCUGCUCUGGAGCUCUUUGCUGUUUUUGACUGCUGUCUUGACACAGGAAAAAAACAGCUACUCAUGAAGGCCAUUGACAGGUUGGACUUCACUGGAGAUGUGGAGGGACUUAUGGCUGCAGUACAGGCACGAAGAGCCAGACAUAUUCUCCCCCGAUUGUCUGCAGAUGGUAUGGUGGAAUACGCACUGGUCAUCCCCAAGCCUGGUCAACGGCGAAUACCUCAGUUUGGCUCUGGAGCUGACCUGAACUGGGUUAUUAAUGGAGGGAAAGUUAACAGUGCACAGAGCCACCACACAGAACCAGAUUCGGAUCGACUGAGUGGCUACGGCAGCUUUGGUUCUCUUACAGAUGGCCUCCAGUCACACAAGAGAGUAGUUAGCGCUAGGAAGGCGAAAAACAAGCUACCCUGGGAGAGGUCUUUCCUCCCAUGUUUAGUAAACAAGCAGCCUUGCAGUGCAUCAAAUGCAAAGUUAUCUGAUAAGUUUAGUGUGGAAGAUCUCACUACCUCCUUGAGGCUGAAUCAGAAAAACUGUGGCACAAACUCUGAUUCAGUAGAGCCUUUCCAGCCCGAUGCUCCAGGAUGGAAAAGAGAGACAGUGGGUAGACUUUGUCGAAGCGGUAGCCUUGGUGCGGACCCAGAUAUUUUAAAAGCAGCUAAUCUCAGUGAUUCUGACAGAGGUUUGCCCAAAGCCAACCGCUUGCUGUCUGGUAACCCCAGUGUAGAGCGCACCUUUUCAGUUCCUUCCAAUCCACCCCCCCCCGGGUCUUUUCUGCUGCCCUCCUACCCUCUGGCCACUCUUCCGGGAGUGCAGCUGACUCCCACCCUGCCUCGUAGAUGCCAUGCAAACUCCUCACUGUCCAUGUCCAAUACAUGGCCCAACAAGCGAGAUACGAUCCCUCGUCACAGGGACCCCAGCUCAUGGGGGGAUAAAACAGGUGAAGUUGGAUCCAACAGGUGUUCCCCACUGCCUGCGCGUACUUUGUGGGCGAGCACCAUCUCAUCACCAUCUCAUCAUCCACCCACCUCCCCAGUCAUACGGCAAUCCGUGCAGGAUACCUUGCAGCAAGAGCUGCCUGGUAGGAAUUCCCACCAAGAUGAGGAGCCAGUGGACAGGGAGGAGAUGAUGAACUCCCUUCGCUGCUUGCGUAAUCAUGCGGCAAAGAAGCGAGCCAAGGUAAGCGCGAGUGGCUCUGACCCAGAACCCGACAGCCCGGACUCUGCUGUGAAGCUGGAGCCGAGUACAGACUCCCCCUCUCACACCUCACCAUCUUUGACCAGCCCUCUGAGCGAGAGCAGCCUGUCCAGCCUCUAUUCACCCCCAACUUCCACCAUCACCAAUGGCACCAAGAUCAGCCCUAGGGACUCAGCAGCAAAAACUAUUGCUAGAGUACCAUCAGGAAGACAGAAAACUUCUUCCUCCAUGGAAGCAGGUGCUCAAGAUGUCCAACAGCAAGAAAAGGUUCUUUCUGAUUUGAGCGUAAACGUAGUAGGUCAGAGAGUAGCAUACUGUAAUGGACCAGCAGAGAAAGCAAUGUCGCCUCCACAAACCAGGCCUGCUGGUCGAGAGCCUCUCCGUGCCCUCAGGCCUGUCAAAGGUGAGAUCACUCUUGCUCUUCUGGAAAUGAUCUUAGGUCAGAUGAAACAUUGCUUCUUGAAUAGAGAUGCUAUGUGGUUAUUCAUGUAUGUGUAUUUGUUGGAGAGGGUAAAGCCGUUUAGGUUUGCAAGGGUUAAGAUGCAUCAACAUCGUCUGGAGCAGCAAGAAGUUCCGCCUAUACAGGGGGAGUGGCAGAACAUGCAACGAUUGAAGCAGAACUUUAGACACAUGGCAUUUGACGUGGGCUCAGACGACACGGCAUCUCUGAAAGAUUUGCAGCGCAACGGUAGUGUUCUAGCAUCCACGAAGGCUGAACUCCUGGAUGAUUUGCCCUCGAGCCCCAACAGCACACACGCACCCAGAAGCCUGGUCAAAAGUUUCAUUCGUCCCAGCCCUCCCACGGCUCCUUCCAGACGCAUGCUGCCACGACGCCAACAAGCCCCCAGUCUGAACAGAGCAUGUCCACCCCUUUCAAACUGCUCUGAUGAACUCACACCAGGAACCCCCAGGAAGAAUCCCCAUGAGCAGCUGGCUUUGCGGCCGUUCUCUAAACCGGACCUUGCUGUCACUCAGAGCUUCAGACUGCUUAGCUCUGAUGACUGGGAGAAGAAGAUUGAUGGCCUGAUACUCAUGCGUAGUUUAGCACGGUAUCACUCUGAUGUGCUUAGUAGUAGGCUUCAUGAUGUCUGCCUUGUUCUUAAUCAAGAGGUUCAGAACCUACGCUCUGGAGUGUCACGCGUGGCGGUGGUGACCUUGGGAGAGUUGUACUCUGGCCUGCAGAAAAGUAUGGACCAGGAGGUGGAAGCUACAGCCAAGGUCCUCCUCCACAAAGCAGGAGAGUCCAAUGCUUUUAUUAGGCAGGAUGUGGACACAGCCCUGGACUGCAUGGUGCAGAACUGCACCCCCACCCGAAGCAUGAACGCUCUUCUCGCUGGAGGACUCGGUCAUUUGAAUGCUGCAGUAAGAAAGUGCACUUCUCAGCAUUUGGCUACUUUGAUAGAAAAGAUUGGCGCUGACCGCUUAUUGUCUGGGACAAAAGGUGUGACUAAUCGAAUUCUACCUGCAGUCUCCAAAUUGGCGCAAGACUCUUCCCAAGAAACCAGGUACUUUGGUCGCCGCAUGCUACUGUUCCUUUCGUCUCAUCACGACUUUGAUAAGAUGGUGGAAAAGUACAUCCCUACCAAAGACCUGCCCACCAUCAGGGCCACUGUCCUCACUCUGAAAUCCAAGGUCCCGGGUGAGAAGCCUCAGGAUACCCCUUCAGCUCGAGGCAGGCGCUAUAUCCCUUGCGGUGGAAUGAGCAAAGAUGCCAGCAAAGCACAGGUCCACAGCAUUGCAGACAAGACCAAGUACAUCAAACAGCUUAAAUACACAGACAGGACAAGGUCCAGGUGUGGGAUCCUCCCAACUGUACGUGGCGGGCCAAACCACAUGACUCGCGGGAGAUGAGCGUUCUGUGACACUUAUUGCCAAGGUGCUAUUUAAACAGACUGUGAGCACACAAGGGGUCACUGACUUAUGGCAUGAAGCUGAACUCAGAAUCAGAACAGAAUGACCUCAGCAGCACUCUAGGAAGCCAAUCUGAUAUAUUCAACACUUGCUGUCUGCAGAGAUGCUGAGAAGUGCUUUGCCAAUUCUGUUUGAUGUGUUAUGAGUUAUGCUUAGAGUUAUGAUGCCCACAAGCUGCUGUCAUUUGAGGUGCAUUAGUGCUGGAGGACAGGUGGAGUUUAGCAAGUAAAUAUGGUUGUAGCCAUAUUAUCAA